UCUGGUCCGCGGUCGCCCGGGCUGGCCGUCGGAAUGGCACUGCCGGAUCUCAGCUCCCUGAGCCUCCAGCAACUCAACGAACUGCUGGAGGACGAGGAGAAGCUGAAUAAGAUGGCGGAGCAACUGGAGGAGGUACAGAGUAUACAACCAAAUAAAGAAAUGAGUCUUGCUAGUAACCGUAGUCUAGCAGAACAGAAUCUACAGUUUCAUCCCAAAUUGGACAGCCUGAAACUUCAAUUGACUAGGAAAUACCAAGAGCUCCAGACACUGUUUGAAGCAUAUCAAGUGAGGAAAUCGAGAUUAGAAAGCCAAUCCAGAAGUGCUUCCCUAGACACACUACUUGCACUCCUACAGACAGAAGGAGCAAAAAUUGAAGAGGAAACUGAGAUCAUGGCGGAACACUUUCUAGAUGGUGAAGUACCCUUGGAUGUGUUUAUAGAGCAGUAUCCAACAAAACGAAAACUGGCACAUCAACGGCGUGUAAAAAUUGAGAAGCUUCAGGAAAUGGUCAUCAAAGGACCAAAGUUAACCUGGCCACGGUUACCCCAGCCACAAAUGCAACCUGAGCCACCACAGACAAGCUGGAAUUCCAACAAUGCAGAAUCUAACACCCCCACUGUCAUACCUCGGAGGGUUCCACCACCACCUCAGGUUGGAGUCUCUCCCACUCCUUUUACGAGUGCAGCCCUGGGAGCAACGUCAGGAGCACCUUACCCUGUUCCAUAUCCUCCCAUCCCACCAAGAUCAGGGAACACUGCUCCAAAUUUCAUCGCUCCACUACAGUACAGGCCACCCUGCCCUCUGCCUGCCACUCAGAAAGCCGGACAUCCUCCUCAACCAGGCUUUAUUUACCAGUAAUCCUGCAGAAUGGGUUCCAGUGCAGCCUUCUGUGCAUAGAUACUUCUGCAGAGUUCAGUGUCUGAUGUGUGUGUGAUCUGCAUUUCUCUGUGGGCGAAUAAGGCUCUGUUGGUAGACUGCAGAUCAGAACCUUGCACCUACUUCAACGAGAAUCUCUUAAAUUACCCAGCAGCCAUGAAGCUCUAUCUUGUGAAGCAUUUGGAUGGAAGAUGAAACAUAAUGGGGCCUUUCUGUGAUUUCUAAACCUUUUACUUCUGGAAUCCAUUGCACUUUCUGCAGGGACAUUUUAGAAGUUCGUUAGCAGCAACUGCCACAAAAAUACAAAUGCUGAUACAAAAAAAAUCAUAAUUUACUGAGUCAAUUAGCACAGUUUCUAGAAAUGCAUUUACUGUUUCAGUUAGGGAAAAAAAUACUGUGAUCGACCAUAGGCAUAGGUUGUGUAUAAAUGUAGCUUUUGUAGAAGGGUAAUUUGUAUAGGAGUUUCAGGGCUCUGAGGUUUGUGCCUAUGUGAUUGGGUAUACUUUUCAUUGUUUCAGUUAUGUCAAUGCUAACAUUACAGAUUUAUUGAAUCCUGAUUAACUCUCACUAAGCUGUCAAAUUAUUAGCUUUGAAUAUUUGUUCACAUACACACCACUUAAAACUAAAUCAUUCUAAUGACUAAAAAUAAAUUAUUUUGACAUUUGAUAUUUAGCUUUAAUACUUCUGGUAGAAAAAUAGUCUUAAGAUUUUGUCAAAACUAGGCACCAAUUUAGCUGUUUUUGAUGCUCCCUACCCUAGAAGACAAUGAUUCCUGGAUUUGCAACAGGGAUGUUUUCUUUGAAAGUGUUGUGACAUUUCAUAAAUGGAAAAAAACUGUGUGAAAUGCAUUUUAAGUGUUUCAGUACAGUGUCUUCCUGUGUAGGGAGUGUGACAGAUUUUUCUUAUAAUGACAUUUCAUAUUGAAGAUUCAUAUCCAAAAGAGUUAACAAUGUUAUAGCAAAAAAAUUGUCAAUCUAAUGUUUGUAAAUCAAGGAAUUAAUGCUGGGUUGCAAACAAACUGGAAACUGCUCGACUACAUUGGUUGAGGGGGAAUGAUGUCAAAACAAACUGAAUUUCAUUGGGUGAACAGGUACAAUGAAACAAAUACUUUAAAAUUGUGAAGCAGAACUGUUUUAAAAACUAAGAGUUAGAUAGCUUUUCUAAUGUGUAUUAAGAGGGGAAAAAAUCUUUUUUUUAGUGUUAAGCUGUGUUACGUAUUUCUAUCCUUUGUAUCUGCAUUCAGAAACAGUUCUAUUUAGGGCUUUAAACAGAUGGACUACCUUAUUUAUUUGCAAGCUCAAGAAGUGUCAUGUGGCUGUAUGUUUAUGUGCCUUAGUAAUACUCAUUGAGGGACUGUUGGAAAUGUUACUUGUGGUACUCAUGAGGUAGCACCAUAGAUUUUCAUAUUUAUGUUCCAAGGGAUGGAGUGUUGCAGUUAAUCAAAAUAUUUUGUUGAUCUAUAGUACAUCAAAGUUAGAUUAGUAAAACUAAUCAAUAUUAAAAAUAAGCAAAUUAGUUGCUGGCAAUAUAACUUGUUCAAAAAUGCAUUACUGCGAAUGCGGGAGACUGAAACUUUAUCUUAAAUGGUUUCCUGAAAUUACACAAAUUCUUUGCUUCACUCAAGACUUUGGUAAAUUGAUUGUAGAAACAUUUCAGACACUACAGUUGGAUUUGCUUUUGAGUACACUUUUUGUGAGAUGACUUUUAAAAUUACGUUGCCUUGAAAGGCCUCAAGAUUGUCCCUACUACAGCUCCUCAUUCAUCAGUAAGUUAAAACAACUUCUUUAAUACCGCAGGGAAAAACCCUCACUCCAGUUUCACAUGUUUUAACUAAAAUGUUUGACAGUACAUUUGUAAAGUCUUAUAGUUCAUGACUGCUGUUACUAAUGUAGUGGUGAGCUAAAAAAAAAUUACCUCAUUUUAAUCAGUUCUAUUAAUAAAAUGUAUUGUACAUGAUCUAUUUUGCUGCCUUUGCUUUCAGUUAUGCAUUUUGAAAGAUUCUCAUUACUGUGUGAAUCAGAAUUUGUCUUGCACAUUCCAGGUAAUUAAAGUUGCUUUUGAGUA
Molecule: messenger RNA, 2940 nt
Organism: Hypanus sabinus (Atlantic stingray)
Lineage: Eukaryota; Metazoa; Chordata; Chondrichthyes; Myliobatiformes; Dasyatidae
Gene: vps37ba
Product: VPS37B subunit of ESCRT-I a
Exons: 4
Coding region: 34-858 (274 amino acids)
Biological process (GO): ubiquitin-dependent protein catabolic process via the multivesicular body sorting pathway; protein targeting to vacuole; protein targeting to membrane
Cellular component (GO): ESCRT I complex
Source: RefSeq, a predicted model, not a curated record